This is a messenger RNA of Amoebophrya sp. A25, 10475 nucleotides long. Lineage: Eukaryota; Dinophyceae; Syndiniales; Amoebophryaceae. The record is from the annotation of a GenBank genome assembly.
AAUACCUUACAUAUAGACACUUGACAUUCAAAUUCCUGGAAUUCAUUUGCAUGCGCGCAUUCCUGCAAGAUCGCAAGCCAGACCCAAACAACUUCUAACUCUAAUUCUAAAUAAGUUCUUGCUGAGAUCAUGAGCAAAAACAAGAUGACGCUGCUACUGCAAACCCCUUCCAGAAAGAGUCGAUCACGAGAUCGUCCUCGACGUACUCCUAGUAGGUCCAUCUUCAACAUAUGCAGCACGUCUUUCGGUCGCAUUGUUCUUGUGGUGAGUAGUCUUGCCUGCGCCACCAUCUUGGGUUACGGUCUGGCUGCCGCGAAAGGAGCAGCAAGAGAGGCAGGCUACUCCCACAACAGAUUUGAGAGCAAGAGUACUUCAUCUAAGUCCAAAAGCAAGGAAAAAAGCAGGAACUACAUCAACAAGAUCAAAGCUGCCGGCCCAGAUGCAGUAUCUUCUGGUAACGCCAAAGAUCAGAGUCGGGCGGGACUGCAGGCUGGUACAACUUCUUCUGAGGCUCCUGACCCUGAUCUUAUAAAAAGCUCUCACUCGUCUGGACGUGUGGAUGCUACGUCGACUACUACUCGCGAUCAUCAUCAUGAGAUGGCAAAAUCGCAGACCUCGUCUCCGACUCUGCCAAGCAGCAAAGGACAGUCCUCUCACUCGUCUGGAGGUGUGGGUGCAACGCUGGCUCCGACACUACUUAUGAUAGAUAGGGGUAUCGAUUCUACUUCAGAGAUAACUAUCGAAAUCGAAUUCGAAUUACUGAUACAUCAACAUAUUCAUAUUUCUUCUAAGAUGAAACAGUGGUCCCACCCUGACACUGAAGAGGCGAACGCGGAGCAAGUGCACCAAGAUCAAAGCAACAUGGUUGAGGAUCAAAGCAUGGCAAGAAUCUUCGCAGAGGAUACUGUCAGGAUACUUCAUAAGAACAAAACGAUGACCAUGACCUUUGAGCGGCCUGUCGGUUUCAAGGGCAUCCACAAUGACGUCGACACUCCCGACUCCCUAGGGCCAGCGUUUUUGAACGAGAGUCUUGUUAUGAAAAUGAAGUAGAAGCAGAAAGUAAGUAAAUACUCGAAAACUGAAAAUAACCGAGUUACUGACUGAAAUAAGAGAGUCUUGACUACAUUCCUCUCCUUUCAGUAUCUCCCUUAUUUUCCCUAGUUACUCGCUUAUUUCAGUUUUGCGAAUAGAUGAAGAGGAACAGUGUGUGUGUUUAAGAUUAGUUCUUCUAACUGCGAGGUUAGUGGAGUUAAAUAACCUACAAUCUAUCUCAUACUCCAUAUUUAGAGGACGACUCGCUGUUACAAAUCAGGACCAGUGAGUCAUACUAGUCAAUUUCCAUUUCCGAGUUUUCAGUCUGUUUUUGAUAUUUCCUGGUAAUGGAAGACGAAGCCAGUUGGGGGUCUAAUCAACGAAAGAGAUUGAUAGGUCUUGUUUCUGCUAGUUUUUCACAAUCUAAAACUUGUGCCGCCGAUCCUGGACCAUCGGACCUUCUGGAAGACCUCCCUCGAGUCAUAUCCUUAGAUUAAGGCAGCUAGAAGCGCAUCGUGCUUCCCGCCCCCUAUUAGGUUCCUUUUUAGAAGUACGAAAUUGGUAUGACUAGAAAUGAAGAGGCUUCGGCGUCUGCAUUGUGAUUAUGCUGCCCGAGAUGGAUUUCUCUUAUCUACGAUCGAAGGCAUCCCUUGUGGGAGUACUCACCUCAGACUUACACUUUAGUUCUAAUGGGAAGCCGCCUCGUCUGCUGUGCCAAUGCGCGUGGAGCUGGAAUCGCUGGCGACCCGAGCAGUAGGCGUGCAACCGAUUCGGCUUCCGAGUUCGCGUAUUUUUUUUCGAAAUUAUUUUCUUCUAGGGCUGAACACAAGGAGUAAAAAGCGAUACGGAUACUUUUUCAUGUGUUAGACUCAUGAACGAGGAUCAUACUGCUGUUGGAAAUUAUGCUCUAAUAUCAAUAUGUAUAUGCUGCAUAGCAUGGGCAGCUAGCGAGGACAUACACAUAUAUAAGAUCCGACCGCAAUGUAAUGAAAAUAUCAACAGGUCCACCAAGCAGAACGGGUCGUGUCGCCGGUGGAGUUGCAGCAGAGCCGCCAUCUGCUUCUAAAAUGUCGCCAUUAUUACUGGCCCAAAACGGACAAGACGCGGAUAACGCUGCUGCUGUAGCUUUGUCCUUGCCAAUUACAGCACUACAACAUCUUUCCUCCACUCGUGGAGAUGGAGAUAAGAAGAGCAGAAGAGCGCUGCUGGACUACCAGCUCGAUGACGAUUCUGACGAGAAUAGGCUGGCUUCGAGGACUGAACUGCAUCGCUACUUGACCAACAUCUUCCAGCCUCAGGGGUCUCUAAAUCCGUGUUUGAGUAACUGGGCGCUGCAACAGCUGCAGGGAGAGUUCUUGAUACGCGUUGCGCAGAGCUUGGACGACUGCUACAGUGCACAGCAGGAAUUAGACGCGUCAAGCUCGAGUCUAUCCCUUUCCGAUCUCAUUCAUCGGACGAUCGUCGACGUUUCUCAUUUAAGGGGGGCGAGUCAUUCGUUCUUUGCUAUAGACUAGCACGAUAAGGAUGAGGCCCGUCUCACUUAUUUUGCAUGCGUCCGAGACGUCGGGGGGAACGGCGCUGGGGCCGAGGCUUGGGAUGGCACAAGCCUGCGCAGGCAUGCGCGGCCAAAAGGCACCACAGCUCCGCAGAGGCGCGCCAGAAGUGGCCGGACCGAAGGCCCCUCCAGUGCGGCACCCUUCGUCCUGCGCGCUUGCCUUGGAUGGGCUGGCUCCUCUAGCAUUGGGAGGGCCCCAACUACUCCGCGUGGCUACGUAUUGCGCGCGCUGUCUCUCGGGUUUCCGCCAUGGUUUUGCUUGGUGGUGCUUUUGCUGGUGCUUGUCGUUGUCUUCGGUGCACACCGCGGCCUGGUUGUUCUUUUCUUUCUGCGGUGUUAUUGGCUUCGGGGAUGACUUUGAGGAGGCUACGCGCUCCGGUUUUCUUUGGCAGGUGGAGACCAACAGCGGGCGCCGCUUUGUUCCUCUGCUGACUUCUUGCGCCAAGAAGGGCAGAAACAGCCCGCCAACAGCCUCCCGGAACCGCGGCGGGCCCCGUGCUUUCGUCUUGUCAGUCGCUCUUUGGCUUGUUUGUCGUAAUCGUUGCGCACAUUGCUACGGAGUACCGCUCUCUCCCGAGUGCGCUGCCUUCUUUGCGUGUGGUAGGGCGCUUGUUCGAUUACAUUGCCCGCGCCCAUCCGUGUGCGGCGGCUGGUUGUUUUUAUCUCACCCCGCCCCCCCCGCUCCCACGCUGACGCCGCCGACCAAACAGCCCGGCCUGGCCAGUUCUAUGUUUUUGUAGCGGAAGCUGAAACAGAGAGUGGCGAAUGCCAGCGGGGUGAAUGGCUACACAUCCGCAGGUGCUUGGAAGGUCGUUGGUGCGCGGUGUCUCAUCUCGGUACGUAGGGGGGAAGCGCGACACCCGCCUCAAAAGCCCCGCCAAAUAAGGGGGCGCCGGUGGGGCAGGGGCUUUCGUGUUGCAUUCGCAGAAUGGAGGCCCCUGGCCUCUUUGUUUGGGGCCCGCCUCCAGUUCGUUUGUCGCCGGCUUUCUGCUUGUUUGGCCUCUUACUUGGGGCCUCGGGUCCUGGGUUGCGCCCUCCAGCUGUCUGGCCUUGCUACCUUCGUGGGGGGUGCAGAUAAUUUAUUCAUUGCCGCUGGAUGAAGGCCAUCUCUCUUUCGCACCCAUCCGAUCCGCCUUGAAAGAGAGAAGUGAGUCCAACCACGUAGGAAUAACUCACCUGAAGGCUGUGCCUGUAGCGUCCUCGACUAGCUAGCCUUCUUCUAAUUUCUGAACUCGUCCACGCUUUGCAGCUUUUCGAGGAGGAGGACAAUUACGAGCAAUCGGCGCAUGGAGCACCGGCAGCCUUAUCAUCUUCUGGUCUUGCUGACUUCUACGUCUACGACGAGGAAAUGAAUAGGUGCAUAAACUCUAUAGCAGAAGAGCGACAAGAAUCAACAGGGGCUGCUUCAAGCACAGCAGGAACCGAUGGGACCGCACUAGCUUCUACUAGUUCUUCUACCAACAAGAAUAGUACUGGUAGCUACCUCUUUAUUUCUUCAAAUAUGGAGGGGUCGACUUCAUCAUCAUCUUAUUCAGAUCACACGCCUGAAACUGCCAUGACACACCUGAAAGUGCCUCUAGUCCGAGAAGAAGAAGUUGUAGCGCACGAUCCCACGGCAAAACACGGAGUAAAAAUGAUCAAAGCGAAGAACCAAAUGCCUGACGAAGACGGGCCUCUGUCAGAUGCAGAGCGCAACCAGACAAAGACAGCACAGGAAAUGACGCAGACGAGAAAACAGAGAAAGAGUCUCUUUUAUGGUUGGGCCUAUUGCUAUCGCUAUAAUGCAAUUUUUAGAGUUUGAGUUAUGAAUGCCACUCGAACACGAACUAUUUUGGGAUGAUGUUCAGGACUGCUUCCUCCAACACUUCUAGGCUGAUAUUAAUUAAAUUGAAAUAGAGAUGAUUUGUUCUUUAAAUUACCUCUCUUCUUUCCUUCCCCCUUAAUAUACCUUUUCGUCCCGUCGAAUCCCCUAAAAAAUUCUUCAUGUAGAGUAGUUCCUCUUCUGUGUUCGUUCCCUCUUCUUCCCAAGCAAUACUUAGGGAAAGCCGAAAGCCGAAAGCUUCUCAACCUCAUCAGCAAGCUCGUUAAAUCAAUGCGUCACACUCUUUGGACUUAAAGUUAAUUAAAUUAUAAUUUUCAAUUUCAUUGCGUACAACCUAUGCGUAAUAUCUACGCUUUCGCUAGACUAGUGAAGAUGCUUCAACUUGUUACAAGAGUCUUGUAUUGUUUAGCCUAUUCAUCUAAGUUUUUCGCUUUCUCUGGCAGACCAUCGCUGUGCGAGGUUUUGCCUUUACCCGGAGAAUGACCGUGGAUGCGGUGACGGACGCAUUGGAGUGGGCAGUGCAACCCCAUUUAUCUUAAGAAGACUUGUAGUUGUGAGAGUGGGAGGUCGUUGCACAGUAGUUUUAAAUAAUGAGGUCUAGUUCUUUUUCUUUCUAAAAAAAGCAUUUUUCUUGUAGUUCGUUCAUGAUAUUUUUAUUGUGUUUCGUGAAUAUGUUCGUCGUAACGUAUGGACAACAAGCAAUGUUUUUUUUAUCCAUAACGUGGACUAAGUAUUGCAUUGAUGAAGAUCUCGGGCAGAAUUGUGUUCCACAUGAUAUGCUUCUAUUUCUAAUGGUUAUUUUUUGUCGAAAACAGUGUGUCAGGACCUCUGCUGGAUUGGUUGUUGCGCAAUGAGCUGAUCGAAAUGGACGCGAGGAUACCACCAAAUAUGUUGCCAAAUAGUGACGUUAUGGUAGUUACUGGUGACAAGCCUCGAUCUUGUAUAGCUUUACACCAUCUAAGUACUUUUAGUUUUAGAAGUCAUGAGUGGCUCCGGUAUUUGGUAACCUGAAUUCGAUCACAAGGAUUUUCUUCUUGUUUUCCCUUAUGAUCAACCUCAGGCUACCGAAUACCAGAACAAUUCGAGUCAGUUCCUUCUUUGAACAAGUACUUAUAGCUGAAAGAUGUUCUACCAGAUGGGCUGUCAGUAUCUCUAAUGAAGGCGAACAAGAGGAGCCUUCUCCUAGGAGUGCGUCGAGUGAAACAAAUGUUGUAAGUGAAUUAAUCUUCUCUGCUGGAUCCGUCCAACAUGUUGAUCUUCUUCAUGCAAAUGAUCCCUACUACACCUACAGCAACAACUUCUUGCGUGGAAAACAGAACGAAAACUUUCACCUGUAUGAAACGCAAAUCUGUUAUCAUUAUCUUCAAGUUUUUUAUUUUGAAAAGUGUGUUGAAGAUAGAUAAUGAUAAUAGAUUUUGGUUCUUCAUAACCUGACAGCGUCUUCAAGACGCCGUGGAGCAGCCUCUUCUUCGACUGCGCCGCUUCCUAGUUGUGCAACUCCUCAGGAUAAUUGGUACCAUGAAAAUGCAAACAUGCAGCUGCACUCGGAUAUUCUGCAGGCUUUUUCUGCAUGUCCAUCAACACAACAUCCGAGUGCGCUAUUGAUGAACGCACUGAAGGAAAAUCUAGGAUUAACGCAACAUCAACAAGGUCAACAACGUCAAGAUCCAAUGCCUCAACAACGGCUCUCUUCAUCUAAGAGUGUUGAUACGCUUUCUCCUAUUGCGCGUGCACUUCUACAGCACCAGGAGGAGCCUCUUUCUUCGACCAACAGUAUCUUCAUGCCUACUCUUCCUGCAGCAGCAGCAGCACUAGUACGUCAACAAGUUUCAUCCGCAAGCUACAACACCAACAGGAUACCUACUUCUCCUGCAGGAGCCACUCCGAAACACUUGUUACAAGUUCCCGUACAACAGAUUUCAUCUUCCGAUGAAGAUACUACUAGUACUCCUUAUCCUGUACUACAACAGAUUUCAUCUACUUAUGUCGUGCUGCCAGGAAUCUUCGUGCCCGGUUCUUAUUUAGCCAGUCCAGGAGUCGCUGUUGCGCCAAAUCCAUAUUCUUCUGCGACGUCUCGACAUGAUCAUGGUCUACAGCAUGAUCAUGAUCUACAGGAGGAUUCUGAAUGGACGAUUGAAGAUAAUGCACUUUUUACAGGCGUUGGGAGAAAGGCAAGAACAAGUGCAGCACAAGCACAAGGGGGAAGAAACUACAAGAACUUCAAGAACCCUCUUCAUAGUAGACCAACUAGAACUACUCAACAACUACAAGCUCAACAUGAAAAUGCCAAAAAGAGUAGAGGAGAAAUAACAGGAAGACGAGGUACUAGUACAACUGCUGGCCGACCCCGUGUUCUUCCAGAGGAGCAUCAAAAUUCGUCUACCACUCCAGCAGAAGUUGUAGUUUAAGGGUUCCCGUCUUAAUUCUUCAUCAUCUAAAAAGGUAGAGGCACCAACCUACUUUCUUCGCACGUUUUCUUCAAGGGGCUGAAGCAUCCUGUGUUUAGCUAAAUUAACAGCUAAUCUACUUUCUCUUCUUUUAACCUCGCCUCUUCUUCUUCGCUGAACGAGUGUUGAGCGUGAGUGAGCACACUACAGCUGUCGCCCGCAACCUCCUGGUGCUGUACUUGCUCAAAGAUCAGGGACAACGACGGACAACAUCUCUCCUAUAUAUUUUUUUCGUAUCUGCCCUGUUGGUGCACUCCCAACUGUGUGACAGCUACGAGACGGGAUAGGGUAAGUCUGCACCUUCAUGUGUGCGACGACAACCUGGGGCCUCUCCUCCUGGACCCACUAAUAGAUUACCCUACAACUUGGGUUACGCUGGUGCUAGAGAAGAGACGAGUCGUUGUUUCGUAGUCGUAAUUCUGGAUUAGUCGCUCUCGUCCUCCGUCGCUGAGACUACCGCUCUCUCAUACCUAAUUUAAUACAUGAACUAAAUGUUUGACUUGUUUUAAAUAUGUUAAACCGUCACCAAUCCAAAUUAUAGGCUUUAUUUUUGAAGAAAGAGAUAAAAAAGAUGGCUGAACCUGGUACGUCCAGGGUGUGACAUUUCAUACCUAACAAGGGAGAUUGUCGCCGCGUUCAUAACCAGAUAGACUGGAGAGUAACCAGUAACCUACGUUUCGUUCGUUGUUGUUGUUCCGAGGAGAGUAACCUCUACUGGUAGUGGUCAUAUAGCGUCAACUUAGCGCUUUUCGUCUUAGUAGUGUGACAAGAUGUUUGCCAACAUACAAGAUACUAGGCCUUCCAAGGUUAUUGCAUCUUUCUGGGAUAGAAACAACAUGAUGGUAGAGCUGUGUGACGUUGGGGGCUUCAAACUGUGCACAAGUCAUCAGUAUAACAAUUCGCACAGUAGGCCAUUGGUUAGAAAUCAACGGGCUCAGCAAGGACAUUAGUUAAAGAUCAACGGGCUCAACAAGGACUGAGACGUGAUACGAGGCGAGUCAGAUCCUUCGCAGAUUUUGAAUCCAGACAAUUGCUUGAUGAGCAACGUGCUCGACAAGGACAUUGGUUGCGAUCAACGUGCUCAACAAGCUCCGAGGCGUCAUAGGAGGUGACGUCGACCGCUAGUAACCCGCCAUCCAGACUUGCGGCUCCGAAGUACGUUGCACUUGGGCCGGUGUUGCCCAAAGUGAACAACAAGAACUCAGCCGCCAGACAGGAAUGCAGCUCCGUAACCCUUUAACCCCAACCCCCACCAAGGGGCUCCCGUAGAUAGACUGUAGGAUGUUUUUUCAAGACUGCCUAGCACGGGCUGCUCUUAGUUGUUUCUAGACUCUCGUUUUUGAAUUUGUCAUUGUGCAACCCUUCACUGUUGGGCAUGCGUUGCAUGUGCCAACGAAUCUUGCAUACUCCAGGCGAGGAGCAGAUUCUAGAUACAGGCCUCCCUACCAAAACAACUUCUAGCAAAAAAUAUUUUUUAUUAGCUAAUUUAGCUAAACUAAGCGUCCUCGUUCUACACGGUGCAAGAGAGUAACUUGCAUUGUUAUCACUUCUUUUUAUUCAGAUGGCUUACAAGGUAAUACAGGUUGCUCUAGGCGAUUAGGUUAACAAUAAGUUCGGUGAGAUCUUCGAUGCCGCGCUCGCAUAGCGAGCUUCGUAUACUCGGUUGAAACUUUCGUUGAGAUAAACUCGCGUUUUUUCGUAUGAUUCCUCCUUCGCCGUCGGUCUACUUCAUGCUUUCGUGGUACUCUUGGUCUGUGUUGAUUUCGAUUCUGUCUCGAUGUCCUCCCAUAGCGCGAGAUCUAGGUGUGAUACGACUACGAGAGUGAGGACGAGUGCGCUCGAUGCUUUCGCUUUUGCUCUUACCUCUUAAAUAACUAGUGGCUAGUCAUGGCCUGGCUCGCGUCGGGCCAUCAGUGCCUUUUUAACGUACGUUGAUGCGGCUGGCUCUAGGUUCUAGCAUGGUGAACCGGUACCCUUGGACUUGUUAGAACAGGCGAACUAGAGCUGGUGCGAGCACCUACCUCCCCUAGUCUCCUUUCGCCAAUCGGAGCUGGGAGGUGGGACGCCAGGGGCUGAAGCAUCCUGUGUUUAGCUAAAUUAACAGCUAAUUUACUUUCUCUUCUUUUAACCUCGCCUCUUCUUCUUCGCUGAACGAGUGUUGAGCGUGAGUGAGCACACUACAGCUGUCGCCCGCAACCUCCUGGUGCUGUACUUGCUCAAAGAUCAGGGACAACGACGGACAACAUCUCUCCUAUAUAUUCAAGGGGAAAACAAAACACAAAAACACAAAACACGACAAAAUCAAAAACACUUUCAAGAUGAGUCAACUUCUCAGGUCGUAACUAAGGUCUAAAAUAGUGAGCACAGAACUCGCAACGUCCCCGUCCGAGAUUGUAUGACAAGAACGCAAUUGUGCCGUUACUUCGAGAAAGGUAAGUGCGAUCGAGCAGAUACUUGUAAAUUUGCGCAUGGUCUGGAGCAAUUGGCACCGAGGCCGAACUACAACAAUUAUGCUCUUGUAUACUGGAGAGUAGAAACCUACUUUGAUGUGCAGGAUUCACAACCUAACCGAAAACUACCUGUCUGCUGGAGCUAGUAGUAAAGUUUUUUCAUACUUCUAUAUAUAACAUAGUCGUGAUGACUGAGCCUGAAGCUAGUAUUUAGUAAAGUUUUUUCAUACUAUGACAGACAUAGCGUCGACGAUACUAGUAAAGUUUUUUCAUACUAUAACAUAGUGAUGACUGAAGCUAGUAUUUUUUAGUGAAGUUUUUUCAUACUAUCUAUGACAUAGUCGUGAUGAUACUAGUAAAGUUUUUUCAUACUAUGUACUUAUUAUAGCAUAGUGAUCAUGACUUUGACUGAUGAAGAAAGUAAAACUGAUUCUUUUAUUGAGUGGAUGUAUAUAUAAUAGAUGAAGGCUCGGUAGUACGAAGAUGAAGCAAAUUGUAGAACUACAUGCAUUUUGCAUAAUUUUUGAGAUAAUUACAUGUAGCAGCCAAAAGGCUCAAAGGGGUACUACAAAGUCUAGUCUCAACAUAAGUAAUUUUAAACCCAUACAUAAAUGCAUUCUAAUUUUGAUAACUACAAAUAUCACGUACACCACCAGGCUCCUGUGGCUGCUCAUCUUCAAAGUUCAAAACUCGUCUAAGAAACAACCGCUUUAUGCAAGAAUUUUGAGGCCACUGGUAUUUGUGUGGCUGGCGACAAGUGCACCUUCGCCCACGGACUGGCGGAGCUGCGCCGUAGGGUGCAUCAGCAUCACGUCGUCGAUUCCUUGUUGACUGAUAGUAUGGGAGUCGUGUCACACUCACGGGAUAGUAGAGAUCACGUCGAGGACCGGACUGAUAGCAUGGGCGGAGUGUCAACACGGGACAACACCCUCACCCAAUCGAAUGCCUUGCUUCGACGGCCACAUGAUAGGAAUAGAGCUAGCACUAGUCAGAGACCGACGAGUCUGAGCCUUCAACGACUCGUUCCAGCAACACCAGAUGGCCAAGUACUAGAAAAUCUAGAGCAGCAGAACCCUGGUGUCGCUUCCUCUAGUCGUGCUGGGCACGUCGCUUCCGACGAGCCAAGGGGACGAAUCCAAGCGCAGCGAUCAAAGCAGAUGAGAGCGUGA